Chara braunii is the source of this 1184-nucleotide messenger RNA. Lineage: Eukaryota; Viridiplantae; Streptophyta; Charophyceae; Charales; Characeae. The record is from the annotation of a GenBank genome assembly.
CUCCGACAGUGUAUUCCAGUGCUCACCCGCUCACACACAAGCGGCAUGGAGUAGUAGCAAGGCAAUACACCCAAGGCAUGCGAGGCCCACAUGCUGACCAUGAUGGAGGAAUACAAGCAACGGGCAGCAACGGCCACAACCGCGCGAAAGAAGAGGGACGAGGAGGUUAAGGAGCAGCGUCGCCUCGCUGAGCAGCAGCGACAGGAGGAUGCCGACGCAGCAAGGAAGGCUGCAGACGAACACCGUCGACAAUGCCAAGACCGGCUUUUUGAAAGGGAGGGGGACCUCGAGGUGAUAGCCGGCGAAUGGGCGGAGGCUGCCGACGAGGAGGACGCCCCUGCUGCUGUGCGAGACUUGUCUUUGGACCCCCGAGUGGUGCGAUCACUCGACGAGUUCGCCGACAUCUUCAAGUCUCCUACCGGUAUGGUGCCAAAUCGACCGAUCUCCCAUGAGACCAUGCUUGAGGCCAGUGUCGUGUCGCUGAAAGGAUGCAUCUAUCGCAUGAGCGAGGAAGAGCUCGCGGUUCUCCACACGCAACUCGAUGAUCUCGAUACGUCGCAAGAUCGCUACAAAUCCAAGUUCAAGACGUCGUACGGUGUCGGGACUGAUCUAGGCAAAAUGGCGACAAAGGAUGAGACACGCAAUCGUAGAAGCGAGGGAGGACCAGACAUACGAGGCAGCGCUAGGGGAUACACGGACUUUGGGGAGGAAUACGAAAGGAGGGCGGAUAUCCCCUAUAACUUGAAUCCUGAAAACUUUACGGAUGAGUUCAGCCCCGCGCAAGGGGAAGAGGAUGAGGACGAGGAUGAAAAAGUGCAGGAGGUCAUUGAGGUUAGUAGUGGUGAUGAAACUGAUAAGAUCUCGAGGCCUGGAGAAGAAGGGCGGCCCUCCACAAGUAGGCUACAAGAAGGAUCCUUCAGAUGGGAAGAUGAAUUUAGACCAACACAUAGUCAUUGGUUUGAGCAAUGGGUUAGCGUGAUCAAACAUGACUGCAUCAUCAAGGCCAGAGAACUGAUGGAGGCCGGAGUGGCAGCUACACCCCUGGACUUUUAUAAUGAGAAGGAGUUGCAAGAAAUUGCGAAAAGAAAUGGGAAAUCCUAGCCUCCGGCCUGGGAGCCAAGGGGUCAACAGAAAGGAAGGAUGAACGGGGGGCCAAGCGGUAUAGGACAUAUGAUAACGAAAGA